UCAACAACCUGUUGUUGUGAAUGUGGGGCUCGUCUAAGCUCCGCCCCAACCGGCCUGACCGAAGUAAAGAAGGAGCGCUCACCAGAGGCUCGUCGGCACGCGCUGCCGUCACAUCGAGGCUGGGGACACGCGCAGAUCAUCACCAAGUUGACACUUGAAUGUUGACAAUUUAUGAACCCUUGAUGGUUUUAUUCUGCUUUGUAGGCAUGUCAACACUUAUCCUUAUCCUCAUUCUCACGCCCGCCGCCAUGAUGCUGGAGUAUCGUUACCACAGCAACGAUGAUAUUGAGCGUUACUUCCACCAAAUCAACGCCUCUAACCCCGACAUCGCUCACCUGUACACCAUUGGCCGCUCAGUCACAGGUCAGCAGCUGUGGGUGUUGGUUUUGGGUUUGAGCCCCCGCCUUCACACUGUUGGCAUCCCCGAGUUCAAAUAUGUGGCCAACAUGCAUGGAAAUGAGGUCCUAGGUCGAGAGCUGCUUCUACAGCUGGUGGAUGAGCUGGUGCGCGGUUACCGUGGCAAUGAGUCCUGGUCAUUGCAGCUACUGAAGAGCACCCGCAUCCACAUCCUGCCCACCAUGAAUCCUGACGGCUUUGAUGACUCUGACACUCACUGUCAGCUGAGCCAGGGCAGGUUCAAUCGUAACGGCGUCGACCUGAACAGGAAUUUCCCUGACGCCUUCGCUGCCCUGCGAGAGGGUCAGCCAGUGGAUGUGUGGAGGAGAGAGGCGGAGGUCCAAGCUGUAAUUGGCUGGUUGAAGAUGGAGACGUUUGUCCUCUCUGCAAACCUUCACGGCGGCGCUCUGGUUGCCAGCUACCCUUACGACAACAGCAAUGGCGGCAGCGAGUUGGUGGGUCGGGCUAGCCUCACGCCUGACAAUGAUGUGUUUGUCCACCUGGCUAAGGUAUACUCCCACAACCACGCCUCCAUGCACCAGGGAUGGAGCUGUGGCGAACCCGUGUCCUUUCCAGACGGCAUCACCAACGGCUACCGGUGGUACCCUCUAUCAGGUGGGAUGCAGGACUACAACUAUGUGUGGGCACAGUGUUUGGAACUGACUUUGGAAGUGUCGUGCUGCAAGUUCCCGCCAGCCAAACAACUUCCUGCUCUGUGGAUGGACAACAGGAAGAGCCUGCUGGCUUUCAUCCAACAAGUCCACCUGGGGGUCAAAGGCCGUGUGUUUGAUGGCUCAGGAGCGCCGGUGCAGAAUGCUGUGGUGGAGGUGAAAGGUCGGAGCAACAUGCGCCCCUUCCUGACGAACCAACAUGGAGAAUACUACCGACUGCUGCUGCCAGGAAACCACUCCUUCAGGGUGACGUAUCCGGGUCACCACGUGUUGACGGAGACCCUUUACGUCCCGUAUGGUCCGGACCACUACUCUGCUCUCAAACAUGACUUUCUGCUGCGUCGCAUCACCAUGACAACUGGCAGCCCCUCCUCCCCGCCCACAAAAUGGGUCCAAGUAGAGGCAGCGGGGCCCCCGGAUACGCCUACGUGGACAAGGAUGGUUACCAGGCUGGGGUUGGCUCUCGUGCUCAACUCCCUGAUCAGUUGAUACAUGAAAGCAAAAUGUGUUAUGUUGACUUUCAUGCACAAAAAAUCAUUUAAAAGACUUAAGAUCUUUACAGGAAAGAUGAUUGCAUUAUUUACAUUUCAUAUCUGAACCUUUUAUUCCGAGACAGGCAUUAGUAAUUCAUCACAACUCAGCAGGAAUGACAACAGGAAGUAAAGAUUCUGUAACUUCCUGUCACACAGAACCUCGAUGUCCUGUCUCCACCAGCACAUCCUCUCCUGACGCCAACUUCCUGUACAGCUGAGACAGUUUGUCAGGGGAUGGCCUCUUGGACUCUGGGGUGCAGGGAAUGUCAAAGUCUGAUGAUGCCUGAGACUCCAGCAGCUCCUCCGGCUCAGAUGGGAUGCCGCUGUGGAGGGGAUUAGAGUCCUGGGUCUGGGAGGAAUGAUCGGACAAUGAGGCGGACAGAGCCAGACUAAAGUUGUCAGCCAGGUUCUCUUCCUGUUGGCUGAACGCUUCAGGUGUCUGCAAUCCUGUCAUCCUGGAGGGGGAGGAGCCUGGGACGGAGCCGGGCUGUGAAUGGCUGUCGAGACUGCUCUGGCUGUCAAGUAGUGUCUCAACAGUGAAGAAGUCAUCCCACUUGGGGGGCCGUUCUAAGCCACGUUCUGCCUGAGUGCUCGCCUCCUCGUCGCUCGACUCGUCUUCAUCAUUUUCAUCAUUGGACUCUGUGCAGUCCAUAUAGUUGUUUGUGUAAUUGUGUGUGCUGGGCGGCUGGUGUGACAGGUGCAGUGAGUCCCCCUUAGAGGCAGGAGAAGCUGUGGCACGUGCACUAGGAGCUGUCAAAUUGUAAACAGUGAUUAACAUGUGCGUGCUUACAAGAACCUAAAACACAGAUGUACCGUUUUUGAUGUGGCUGCUCAGUGCCGGCUUUUUCCUCACUGGCGCCGUAUCCAUCCCAUCAAAGAGCCCAUCAUCACUGUCGGAAUCUGAUUGGACAAAGAUACGAGUGUCAGGGACCACAUUCACUCCGGUGAAAGACAUGUUGUCCUGCGUUGACCGACUGGUGGUUAAAGCCUCACCACGAGGUGGUGUCAUGGCCACGCUGCGCUUGAGCACCCCUAGUGGUUUGUAUGUCAAGGCCUCCUCUGACGGCUUCCUGCACAUGAGCUGGAGCCUGUUGGAAGGCAAGACACCGUCAACCUUGAUGCUGAGUCAAAGUUUCCCAUACAUUCAUUUAUCAGUCGCAAGCCGCCACAAAUAAACAUGCACGAACACAUAUACUUGCAGUUAGCGCACCCUUUCUCACUUUCACAAUAGAAUGAGCUGUCUCCACCUAAUGGAGACUUCCUUGACAACCAGACAUGAGCCUACAUGAUUAUGACCAUAUAAUAACCUUGGGCAAAAAUAUCACAGU
Molecule: messenger RNA, 2928 nt
Organism: Doryrhamphus excisus (bluestripe pipefish)
Lineage: Eukaryota; Metazoa; Chordata; Actinopteri; Syngnathiformes; Syngnathidae
Gene: cpm
Product: carboxypeptidase M
Biological process (GO): peptide metabolic process; protein processing
Molecular function (GO): metallocarboxypeptidase activity; zinc ion binding
Source: RefSeq, a predicted model, not a curated record